Messenger RNA from Rubroshorea leprosula, 720 nucleotides. Lineage: Eukaryota; Viridiplantae; Streptophyta; Magnoliopsida; Malvales; Dipterocarpaceae. The record is from the annotation of a GenBank genome assembly.
CAUGGUCAGCAGUUUUGUUUCCCAAAUGACUGAUGGACUUGAAAAUAGGAGCAUUCAUGGAGUGAGCACAAAUGGGCACCUAAUAGAACCUAAUGGAGGGGUUUUUGGAUCAUCUGGUAAUGGAAGCUGUUUUCUUCAUGGAAAUCAUUAUGCAUGGAACAACUCCAACUCACAUCAGCAGCACCCUUCAGGUGCCAGGAUUUGGCCCAAUUCGCCGUCUUUUGUCAAUGGUGUUCAGCAUAUGCCUGCAUUUCCUAGGGUACCUUCUGUCAUGCUGAAUGCAGCAUCACCCGUACAUCACUACACUGGGUCAGCACCACCAGUUAAUUCACCAUUAUGGGCAGGUGACAUGCCUAUGCUGGGAAAUCUCCUGACACCUCCAGUUUUCCCUUAGGAUCUCUAGGGAAUGUUGGAUUUCCUGGUAGUUCUCCAUCACACCCUGUUGAAAUUGCUUCUCACAACAUUUUCUCACAUGCUGGUGGAAACAAUGGUGUGGUAUACUCUCCUCAGCAAAUGUAUCACCUUUUCCCUGGAAGAAACCCUGUGAUAUCCAUGCAGGUUCUUUUGAGUCUCCCAAUGAGCAUGUGAGAAAUUUCUGGCACCAUAGAAAUGAAUUGAAUUCUAAUAGUGCUGAUAAGAAACAAUAUGAGCUUGACAUUGACUGCAUCAUAUGUGGGGAAGGCAGCAGAACAACGCUGAUGAUAAAGAACAUUCCAAACA